UUCCUGUAAUACAAAAACAAAUUCACGAAAGUCUAACAAUCACCUAAACCGAUACAGUUACAAUGAAUUUUUAGAUUGUGGAAAUGUCGUGGAAAGUUCCAUUAUUGACUUCAGUGAGGGUUUUCUCACGCUUCUACUCCUGCCUCUUAGUACAUUAGACAUUUCGCUUUUUAUUUACCGUUUAGCGAAGUUCAUUAUUAUCUAUUAUUCACAUCAAUAGCUAACAAUAGACAACUUGGAAUGAUAUUUAUUUAGCGUCUUCAAAGUUGCAGGAAUCGCUUUGCAAUAGAUCUAUUCAUUCUCUUCCCGUGAAAUAUGGGUUUAUUUCAGUCCAAGUUCGAACCUAUAGUUGAUAAAAGGCGGAAACGAAUUCUUCCUUUAUUUCGUGCAAAUCACAGCCAACAUCGUCCAUUGGACGAAGAAGGAUAUAUGAAUUGUCUUCCAUUAUUGCUGUACGGAUGCAUUUUUUCUGAUUGCGACCAAAAAGAUAUCAUAACUCUCUUUGAGAACACUUCCGUGUAUCUCGAAAAGCAAACACACAAGAAUUUGGACACAUAUGAAUUGGAUACCUUAGUUUACAAAUCACAUAUUGGUUUUCCGCAAUUUGUAGAGGGAUUUGUUUUGUUUUACGAAGAUCGGCUCGUGUACGAUGGUGGUUACAGUAUAUACGACUUAACGCGUAAAACCUUUGAAGCUGAUCCAGAAUAUGUUUUUGGUCUUUGUUAUGAAGGUUGUGUUCCACUUGCAUACCUAGGCAUUGGUUUAGAAUUGGAUAUGCAGGAAACGAUCAUCGAUGCGUUUGCAGCAGCUGCAUGCUUUUCCCCUCCUAUAUCCGAAUCUGCUCCUCCAAAAGAACCUGCCUCAUUUUGUGAAAUAGUACAAGAUGGUGGUCUAUCAGUAGAGGAGUUUCUGCAGUACUUGGAAAAGACUGACUUUCAAUCUGGUCAACCUCCUAAGCCCCUCGCUCUUACAUCGAUAAAUUUACAAAAAGCUUUUAGAGAGUUGGUGGAAAGAGAUUUUUUACGAUUCUACACUGCUUACCUUGCUGCGACUGCUAUUCGCCUUUUGGAUGAAAGACCUGAAGGAUCUUUCCAAAAUAUUCUCUCUCCCCUUUCUUCUCAGUUUUUACUUUCUUUUCAUCAGACCCCUUCCUUUUUCCAGACUCCAAUAGUCUUGUCUUGGAGGUCCAUGGCUGCUCUGCCAUCCGCCUCUAAAACUACAUAAUUAACAAUGCCAAGGACUAUGAUCUUUUGGUAAAUUCAUUCACAUCAUCAGUUCCAAAUUUAGAUAUAUAUUUGCAAUCCUAAUUAUAUUUUGUUUCAUUUCUUUAUACCAUAUGCUUCCUUAACAUCUUUAAUAUCUUAAUAUUCAUCCCAAA
Messenger RNA from Schizosaccharomyces octosporus yFS286, 1378 nucleotides. RefSeq lists its product as uncharacterized. Lineage: Eukaryota; Fungi; Ascomycota; Schizosaccharomycetes; Schizosaccharomycetales; Schizosaccharomycetaceae. The transcript has a single exon. The coding region runs from base 316 to 1224 and encodes 302 amino acids. The record is from RefSeq and is a predicted model, not a curated record.